AUGGAACGGAGGAAUCCACUGCCCUAUCCUGUGACGCCGGAGCUGAGGAACAGUCAACCUGCAUUACGGUGGGGAGCGCCCUGGGCACAGGGUCUUCAAAACUCCUUCCCAAAUACUACUUCCCUUCCUUAUCCGGAAAACGACCCAGUUCAGCCACCUUCGUCGGAGCCCACGGUGGGAGGAAGCACCAACCCUGCGUCUCCAAACGAUGAAAUUCUCAUUGCGGUCUUUGGCAUGACAGGAACAGGGAAGACAACAUUCAUUGAAAAGGUCUCAGGUCAGAAACUCAACAUUGGACAUAACCUCCAUUCCUGCACAAUGAACAUUGAAAAAAUCCACUGCAAAAUCGGCAACUACAACAUAACCCUCGUCGACACCCCCGGCUUCGAUGACACCUCCCGUUCAGACACCGACGUCCUAAUCCUGAUCGCCAACUGGCUGCGCGAGUCCUACAAACAGCACACCCUGCUCUCAGGCAUCAUCUACCUGCACCGCAUCUCCGACCCACGGAUGUCCGGCUCCUCCAUCAAAAACCUCCGCAUGUUCCGGAAACUCUGCGGAGCAGAAAGUAUGCAUAACGUCUCGCUUGUAACCACGAUGUGGGACAAAGUAACUAGAGUUGAAGGAGAGACGAGGGAGAAGGAUCUCAUGGAUGGGGAGAAUGGGUUUUGGAGAGCGAUGAUUAAGAGUGGGUGUUUGGUGAGGAGACAUGAUGGAAGUGUAGAGAGUGCGAGGGGAUUGGUGGCCGAGUUAGCUAGCAUGAAGAGAACGGUGCUAAGGCUGCAGGAGGAGAUUGCGGAAGGGAAGAAGCUGAUUGAGACGGAUGCGGGUGUAUCGCUCAACGAAGAGUUACUAAGAGUGAAGAGGCAGCAUGAGGAGGAGUUGAGGUGUGUGAAGGAGGAGAUGGAGGCUGCGAUGAGGAGUGGUAAGCAUCUCGCCCAUUCAAAUCCUCUCGUGUUCUCCCGCUCUGUGGGGAGUGGAAAAUAA
Hyaloscypha bicolor E is the source of this 987-nucleotide messenger RNA. Its product is annotated as P-loop containing nucleoside triphosphate hydrolase protein. Bases 1 to 987 code for a protein of 328 amino acids. Lineage: Eukaryota; Fungi; Ascomycota; Leotiomycetes; Helotiales; Hyaloscyphaceae. The record is from RefSeq and is a predicted model, not a curated record. The transcript is spliced from 2 exons. Gene Ontology annotation, molecular function: GTP binding.